GAUAUUGAGUCACUAGAGAGCAGGCUGUUAUUAAUCUUAUGUCUUCAGUUGCGCGUAGACAGGCAUAAUGUUAGUAGAGCGCCUAUGAUCUACAACAAAAUGGCUUCCAGCUAUUAAUUAUAGGUCCUAUUUGAAAGACAUAACGGCUCCGAAUGUAAUCGUGUUUAAUCCUCUAUUACCCAAAUGAAAUGAUAGGUGUAGUUUAUGCUUCUCCGUAUUGGCGGCAGAUAUGGAGACUCUAUCGAGGUAACUUCCACCAUUUUCCUAGAGGUUGUCACCUUGGGGCGACCAUGGAGGAGGUGGAGGCCGUCUUCAGAGAAGGUGUCCUGUCCCAUCUGGAGCAGCUGGAAACUUUGUCGCAAAACUUAUCCGCAAAGCAAGAGCAGGGCCGGCGGCGGGAGGACGUGGUGCAGGAGAAGAGGGAAGAAAUCCUCCGACUGAAAAAGAAGAGAGACGAGCUGCAGGCCAGGGUGAAGCAACAGGAGGAGCAGAUCCGGGUAUUAUCGGGGAGAGCGGAGGGAAGCUGCCCGCCAGUGCCCAGCACCGAGGAGGCCCUGCAGGACCUGAGGCUGGAGGAGAUGGAGGGCGCCAUGGAGGCGCUGUGGUUCACAGGGAUCAGCGGGAAGAAGACAGACAACGGGAUUUGCUUCUGCCUCAGCACGGCCUUCGAAGGCCAAUACCUGGACUCCUAUUACAUCCAGGUGCACAACCUGGUGAAGCCAUUGAUCUCCCGCCAUUCCAUCCCGCCGUUCAUCCCACUCGGAGAAAUCACCAAGUCGCACCUGCAGUCGGACAUGAAGAAAUUCCUUGCGGUUCUGUCCGAUCACUUAAACGCCUUCGCCGGGAGGAAGUUCCAGGUUGAUCGGCUUCAGGACCUGUCCGAUAUCUACAUCCCCGACACCCUGCAGAGGAAUUCCCUGAAUACCGUCAUCUCAUUCCGCUACAACGUGUCCAUCCGCGACCGAACCUUCUGCUUUUCUGCAAAGUUGCUGUAUGGCGCCGUUACCAGCGUGCUUCCAACGGAGGCGCAGGUCACAUGUCAAGAAAACAAUAAAUCGGCGCAGGAAGCGGCAACAUCCCACUCCUCCAUGUUUCGCAGUACGCCGCUACAUCGAGUUGUGGGGUCACUGACCACGUAGGAGAAGUCCACAGAGGGACAGAAAAUGCGCAACCUUAAAAGGGGUACUCCGGUGGAAAAAAUUUUUUUUUUUUUACAUCAACUGGUGCCAGAAAGUUAAGCAG
Molecule: messenger RNA, 1242 nt
Organism: Hyla sarda
Lineage: Eukaryota; Metazoa; Chordata; Amphibia; Anura; Hylidae
Gene: CENPO
Product: centromere protein O
Exons: 7
Coding region: 189-1139 (316 amino acids)
Cellular component (GO): Mis6-Sim4 complex; kinetochore
Source: RefSeq, a predicted model, not a curated record